UGGUGGCUCUCCGUCUGGAUUUUCUGCCUCCCUCGAAGCCCAGAGCAAAGCAAGUGGGCACAAGGAGUAUGGUUCUGAUGUACCCAAGGUCAUGAAGACACCACUGUUGGGCUUGGCUUUGUGGUCACUGCUUUUCCAGCCCGGACUGACGUUCUGGUCCUCCCAGGUGAGUCAAAGCUGCCUCAAUGGCACCUACGAGAUCAGCGUCCUGAUGACGAACAACUCAGCCUUCCCAGAGCCCCUGGAAAACUUGAGAGAUGUGGUGAAUGAUGGGCUGGAAAUAGUGAGAGGACGUCUGCAAAAAGCUGGUUAUUGUGAAUGGAGACAGAGUGAAAAAAACAUGGGCUGUGUCCUCAUGGGGCCCUCAUGCACAUAUUCCACCUACCAGAUGUACCUUGACACAGCAUUGAGCUACCCCAUGAUUUCAGCUGGAAGUUUUGGAUUGUCAUGUGACUAUAAAGAAACCUUAACCAGGCUGAUGUCUCCAGCCAGGAAAUUGAUGUACUUCUUGGUUAACUUUUGGAGGGCCAAUGAUCUGCCAUUUAAAACAUUUUCCUGGAACUCUUCAUAUGUUUACAAGGAUGGUAAUGAGUCUGAGGACUGUUUCUGGUACCUCAAUGCUCUGGAGGCUGGAGUUUCCUAUUUUUCCCAGGAACUCAACUUUAAGGACACGUUGAGAAAAAAGGAGCAGUUUCAGGCUUUCUUAACAGAUAAUAAUAGGAAAAGCAAUGUGAUCGUUGUGUGCGGAACACCAGACACCAUCAACAACCUCAAGGAUGACCAAGAAGAGGCUGAAGACAUUGUCAUUAUCCUAGUGGAUCUAUUCAAUGACUACUACUUUGAGGACUAUGCCGUAGCCCCUGACUAUAUGAAAAAUGUCCUUGUUCUGACACUGCCUCCUGAAACUUCCAAACUAAAUUACUCUUUCUCCAGUAACUUUUCACUGGGAAAAGACUUUGCUCUUGCCUACUUGAAUGGAAUCUUGCUCUUUGGACACAUGCUGAAGACAUUUCUUGAAAAUGGAGAAGAAAUUCUCAUCCCCAAAUUUGCUUAUGCCUUCAGGAACCUCACUUUUGAAGGGUAUGGUGGCCCAGUGACCUUGGACGACUGUGGGGAUGUUGACAAAACCAUGGUGCUUCUGUAUACCUCUCUGGACACCAACAAACCCACAUUCGUCUGGCAGAACUCCAGACUUCCUAACGAUAUUCCAGGCCAGGGCCCUCAGAUCCUGCUGAUUGCAGUCUUCACUCUCGCGGGGACUGUGGUACUGCUCCUGCUCAUUGCCCUCCUGGUGCUCAGAAAAUAUAAAAAAGGUCAUCAACUUCGUCAGAAAAAAUGGUCCCACAUUCCUCCUGAAAAUAUCUUUCCUCUGGAGACCAAUGAGACCAAUCAUGUUAGCCUGAAGAUCGACGAUGACAAGAGACGAGAUACAAUCCAGAGGCUACGACAGUGCAAAUACGACAAAAAGCGAGUGAUUCUCAAAGACUUCAAGCACAAUGAUGGCAACUUCACGGAGAAACAGAAGAUAGAAUUGAACAAGUUGCUUCAGAUUGACUAUUACAACCUGACCAAGUUCUACGGCACAGUGAAGCUUGACACCAUGAUCUUUGGGGUGAUCGAAUACUGCGAGAGAGGAUCCCUCCGGGAAGUUUUGAAUGACACAAUUUCCUACCCCGAUGGUACAUUCAUGGAUUGGGAGUUUAAGAUUUCUGUCUUGUAUGACAUUGCUAAGGGGAUGUCAUAUCUGCACUCCAGUAAGACCGAAGUCCACGGUCGUCUGAAGUCCACCAACUGCGUGGUAGACAGUAGAAUGGUGGUGAAGAUCACAGAUUUUGGAUGCAAUUCCAUUUUACCUCCCAAGAAAGACCUGUGGACAGCUCCGGAGCACCUCCGCCAAGCCAACGUCUCUCAGAAAGGAGACGUGUACAGCUACGGGAUUAUCGCUCAGGAGAUCAUCCUGCGGAAAGAAACCUUCUACACUUUGAGCUGCCGGGACAAGAAUGAAAAGAUUUUCAGAGUUGAAAAUUCCCAUGGAAUAAAACCCUUCCGCCCGGAUCUAUUCCUGGAAACAGCAGAGGAAAAAGAGCUUGAAGUGUAUCUACUUGUAAAAAGCUGUUGGGAGGAAGAUCCAGAAAAGAGACCAGAUUUCAAAAAAAUUGAGUCUACACUGGCCAAGAUAUUUGGGGGCAGGGCCACUGAUGAGAAACUAUUUCCACAGGUGGAAACCAUUGGUGAUGCCUACAUGGUGGCUAGUGGGUUGCCUAAGAGAAAUGGCAAUCGUCAUGCAAUAGACAUUGCCAAGAUGGCCUUGGAAAUCCUCAGCUUCAUGGGGACCUUUGAGCUGGAGCAUCUUCCCGGCCUCCCAAUAUGGAUUCGCAUUGGAGUUCACUCUGGUAUGGAGUUGAGCAUCUUAGCAAAUGGGAACCAUGUGCUAGUGGUGAAGUCUCUGAAGGAGAAAGGCUUUGUGGAGCCAGAACUCUAUGAGGAAGUGACAAUCUACUUCAGUGACAUCGUAGGUUUCACUACUAUCUGCAAAUACAGCACCCCCAUGGAAGUGGUGGACAUGCUUAAUGAUAUUUAUAAAAGUUUUGAUCACAUUGUUGAUCACCAUGAUGUCUACAAGGUUAUUAGAAGUCCCUGUGCUGCUGGAGUUGUGGGAAUCAAGAUGCCUCGUUAUUGCCUAUUUGGAGACACGGUCAACACAGCCUCCAGGAUGGAAUCCACUGGCCUCCCCUUGAGAAUUCAUGUGAGUGGCUCCACUAUAGCCAUCCUGAAGAGAACUGAGUGCCAGUUCCUGUAUGAAGUGAGAGGGGAAACAUACUUAAAGCACAGCAAAGCUAUCAUUGCAUCGGAGAAUCAACAGCGCUUGCAAGCGGAAUUCUCAGACAUGAUUGCCAACUCCUUACAGAAAAGACAGGCUGCAGGGAUAAGAAGGCAAAAACCACGACGGGUAGCCAGCUACAAAAAAGGCAGUCUGGAAUACUUGCAGCUGGAUAUCACAGACAAGGACAGUACCUAUCUUUAAACCUAAAUGAGGUGUAAGGACUCACGCAAAUUAAACACAGCUGCACUUAGGCAGUGACCUCAAGUGUCUUGAAAGCCUGCAUUUUCCUGAGACCUCAGUGAAACAGGAAAGUACUUAGCCUUGGCUGCCCUAUCUGGAACAUAGACUUUCUUCCAUGAAUCAGAUAUGUGUUCUCAGUGAAAUAACUGCCUUCGACUCUGAGCCUUAGCCCAAUAGUUGUUCUGGGGAACUUCCACCUGGAAAAGAAAAGAAAUGAAUAGCCUAUCUAGAACUUGGGGAGAUUUUGUUCUUAUUUCAUUUAUUUUGUUUUUGUUUUGUUUUGUUUAUUGGCUCUUUGCUCUUCUAUAUCCAUGUUAAGAU
This is a messenger RNA of Propithecus coquereli (Coquerel's sifaka), 3385 nucleotides long. It is a transcript of the gene GUCY2C, whose product is annotated as guanylate cyclase 2C. The record is from RefSeq and is a predicted model, not a curated record. Gene Ontology annotation, molecular function: ATP binding; protein kinase activity; peptide receptor activity. Gene Ontology annotation, biological process: intracellular signal transduction; receptor guanylyl cyclase signaling pathway; protein phosphorylation. NCBI's taxonomy places the organism in Eukaryota, Metazoa, Chordata, Mammalia, Primates, Indriidae. The transcript has 27 exons. Bases 92 to 3025 code for a protein of 977 amino acids.